Pseudopipra pipra is the source of this 1417-nucleotide messenger RNA. Its product is annotated as geranylgeranyl transferase type-1 subunit beta-like. NCBI's taxonomy places the organism in Eukaryota, Metazoa, Chordata, Aves, Passeriformes, Pipridae. The coding region runs from base 17 to 1144 and encodes 375 amino acids. Gene Ontology annotation, biological process: protein geranylgeranylation. Gene Ontology annotation, cellular component: CAAX-protein geranylgeranyltransferase complex. The transcript has 9 exons. The record is from RefSeq and is a predicted model, not a curated record. Gene Ontology annotation, molecular function: CAAX-protein geranylgeranyltransferase activity.
UACAGGCGGGGGUAAGAUGGCGGUAGCGCGGCUGGCGCUGAACUUGGGGGAAGUGGAGCGGCUGGACUUCCUGAAAGAACGGCAUGUGUAUUUUUUCCAGCGUUGUCUCCAGAUCUUGCCUGAGCGGUACUCAUUCCUGGAAACCAGCAGGUUGACAAUUGCAUUUUUCGCACUCUCUGGUCUGGAUAUGUUGGAUUCCUUAGAUGUGGUGAACAAAGAUGAUAUAAUAGAAUGGAUUUAUUCCCUGCAGGUCCUUCCCACAGAAGACAGCUCGAAUUUGAAUCGCUGUGGAUUCAGAGGCUCUUCAUAUUUAGGGAUGCCAUUCAAUCCAUCCAAGGGUCCUGGUAUGUUUCAUCCCUAUGAUAGUGGGCACAUAGCAAUGACUUACACGGGUCUCUCAUGUCUGGUUAUUCUUGGAGAUGAUUUAAGUCGAGUAAAUAAAGACGCUUUACUGGCAGGACUGAGAGCUCUCCAGCUGGAGGAUGGAAGUUUCUGUGCUGUGCUGGAAGGUAGCGAGAAUGAUAUGAGGUUUGUGUACUGUGCUUCCUGCAUCUGCUACAUGCUUGAUAACUGGUCGGGCAUGGAUACAAAAAAAGCAGUAGACUACAUUAGAAGAAGUAUGUCUUAUGAUAAUGGCCUGGCACAAGGAGCUGGACUGGAAUCUCAUGGUGGCUCUACAUUUUGUGGCAUUGCAUCACUGUGUUUGAUGGGUAAACUGGAGGAAGUUUUUUCAGAAAAAGAACUGAACAGGAUAAGAAGAUGGUGUAUAAUGAGACAGCAAAAUGGCUACCAUGGACGACCCAACAAACCUGUAGACACCUGCUAUUCCUUUUGGGUGGGAGCAACUUUGAAGCUCUUGAACAUAUUCCAAUAUACGAAUUUUGAGAGAAACCGGAAUUACAUUCUGUCAACUCAAGAUCAUCUUGUUGGUGGAUUUGCCAAGUGGCCAGAUAGCCAUCCAGAUGCUUUACAUGCCUACUUUGGGAUUUGUGGCUUGUCAUUAAUUGGAGAAACUGGUAUUUGCAAAGUUCAUCCUGCCCUGAAUAUAAGCACAAGAACUUCAGAUCACCUUCACCAUCUCCAUCAGAUCUGGAAAACAAGGACUCUAAAAGAGUAUUCAGGUGACACACGCAUCUCUACAUGAAUGAUUUAGGCUUUAUUUUAGUUCUGAUAGCAUAAUUGUAUCCCAAGUUUAAAAGCCAUGUAUAACCAGUGUGCUCUUUUAAGUGCUGAAGUCAUACAAUCAGAUCUGUAUUGAUGGAAUCAUUUUCAUAGGUAAUUGCCUCCAGUUAUUCUGUACUGGUUAAAAAGGAAAUAUUUAGGAUAUAUAGAAGUUUGUCACUACAGAUGGUAAAUAGAUCUGCAAAUGGCUUUCCUUCUAAGAAAUACCUUGAGGCAAUUGAAUUGAAUUUUUUAU